AUGUCACCUAAAUUAUCCCAGGUCUGCUUUCACAAGAGUGAGACUGGAUCGUCACCUAGCCCACCGAGAGCUCUAUAUCAGAGGUCGUCCAAAUUUUUCAUUGUUCUCACGGUUGCCUUUUCAAUUUUUACCGAUAUCUUCCUGUAUGGCGUGAUUGUACCAGUCAUUCCUUUUGCGUUACACCAUAGGAUUGGCAUUCCACCUGAAAGAGUGCAAGCCUGGACAUCAAUUCUUCUCGCGACCUUUGGAGGUGCACUGCUUGUAUGUUCUGUCUUCAGCGGCUGGCUUUGUGACAGGAUCCAUUUACGGAAAUGGCCAUUUCUUGGUGCGCUGUUGAUACAAGGAGCAGCGACGUUGAUGUUAUGUCUGGCUACUUCUACAGCGGCACUGCUGACCGCUCGGAUUCUCCAAGGCGCGUCUGGAGGCGUGGUAUGGACAGUCUCCUUGACUAUCAUGACAGACAAGGUCGAAUCUGCUGGAUUGGGACAGGCCUUGGGCUACGUUGCCAUCGCAAGGAGUCUUGGCGUUGUCAUGGGCCCUCUGCUAGGUGGCGUAUUAUAUGAGCGGACCGGCUACUACUCGGUGUUUGCCCUUUCAUUCGUAUUCCUCGCAAUUGACGGCGUCUUCCGACUGUCGUUCAUUGAGGCGCGCACAGCAAGCAAAUGGUUGGCUACCAAGAACACGGAAGACCUAGCCGAGACCACUACCAAGAAGGAACCAAACAAGCCAGUGAGACGGGGAUCCUCAAUAUCAGAAGCAUCGCCAUUCCGAAGAUAUGCACACCGAGUACAUCGGCGCCUCCCCCCGGUCAUUACUCUCUUAGCUGAUCUUCGCCUAGAUGUUGCUCUUUGGGGUAGUUUCCUGCAGGCUGUAUUCAUGUCAGGCUUUGACGCCACUAUUCCCAUCUUUGUUUCCCGAACCUUUGGUUGGAAUUCCCUGGCUGCCGGUCUCAUUUUUCUUGCCCUGGUCGUUCCCACGUGCAUAUCUCCAAUCAUUGGCUGGCUCAGCGACAAGCAUGGGCCCCGAUGGUACACCGCUGCUGGAUAUCUUCUCAGCGCAAUCCCUCUGAUAUUGCUUCGAUUGGUCGAUCACGACAGUACCCAGCAGAAAGUACUACUUGGUGCUCUUCUCGCCCUCCUUGGAGCUUUUGGCACACUUUUCGAGAUUCCGAUCUGGGCUGAGAUCUUCAGGUGUACAGAGAUCUGGACCAUGGCCAACCCUCGUCAAUAUAGCGCCGGUGGGGCUGUUGGCCAGGCAUAUGGCCUGUCAAACUUCUUCUACUCGCUUGGUUUUACUGUGGGUCCACUUCUUACAGGGUUCACCUACGAGGCUGCUGGUUGGAGCAAUAUGGUUCUCGUGUUAGGCAUCACGUCUGUUGUCAGUACGAUUCCAACAGUUCUUUGCACGGGUGGUUAUAUCUGGAGAAGGAAAACGGAACGUGUCGAUGGUGUGUCAGAUGGUGGUGUUGCUGGUAGUUAA
Molecule: messenger RNA, 1479 nt
Organism: Endocarpon pusillum Z07020
Lineage: Eukaryota; Fungi; Ascomycota; Eurotiomycetes; Verrucariales; Verrucariaceae
Exons: 5
Coding region: 1-1479 (492 amino acids)
Biological process (GO): transmembrane transport
Molecular function (GO): transmembrane transporter activity
Source: RefSeq, a predicted model, not a curated record